Molecule: messenger RNA, 654 nt
Organism: Trichoderma aggressivum f. europaeum
Lineage: Eukaryota; Fungi; Ascomycota; Sordariomycetes; Hypocreales; Hypocreaceae
Exons: 2
Coding region: 1-654 (217 amino acids)
Source: RefSeq, a predicted model, not a curated record
AUGACAGAGGGUGGGGAAGAGGAAGAGGCCGACGAGCAGUUGUUGGCUUUACUAGCAGCUUUUCAACGCACAGCGACGGAGCAUGGCAAGGAGUCGUAUUACGGGGAGAUGAUUACGGAGCUCAUGUACGAAAAAGCCAGCCGGACGCUGGUCCUCCCGUCCCGCUGCCGCGCAUUUGUUUCUUCUGCAGAUGUUCGGGUUUUACUCCUGAAUCGAUUCUGCUCUUUCUCCGAUCGCUUCGCCGUAUGGAGGUUAAAACAAGGGGGAUGGCGAAUCCCAGUUGAAUCUCCAGAGUGCCCGCUACGCACCGAUCGUGGACAGUGGCCAUGUGCUGCUGAGGCGCUUGAGUUUGCAACCGGUCAUGAAGAGACAGAGACAAUUGCUAAAGUCUACCGGAACUACGAAAUGGGGAACCACAGACACGAAACAGGUACCAAAGAGUUGUUGACUGUUGGUGCAACCAGGCCUCUCUUCAACUGCGAGACAUUCAGCGCAACACCAAGGUUCGCAUUUGCUCACUUCUCUCCUCUUUUCCCGUCUCCAACAUGCGACGAAACGAAUGCUCACCAGAUCAGCAAGAGCUUAGCACCCACACCAAUGCAACGUGUCGUUCUCUGGCAGGUCUUUGCCAACCUUUGUGACCCGUCGCGCUAA